Molecule: messenger RNA, 671 nt
Organism: Parasteatoda tepidariorum (common house spider)
Lineage: Eukaryota; Metazoa; Arthropoda; Arachnida; Araneae; Theridiidae
Source: RefSeq, a predicted model, not a curated record
CAUGUCGGCUUUUUUUAUUGUAUUAAAAAUAAGGGUGGCAGCAGAGGAAUGUGUUUGUAAAUUCGCCGGUUUUUAGCGAGUUUUAAAUUUAUUCUCUUUAAAUGAAUGAGUUUUUACAUAAAUUAUAAUUUGUAAAUUUUGGAUUAUCUAAAUACUUUGUUUUUUAUACAGGAAGCUUCAAGUUUGUAAGACCAAAAUGAAUACUGAAGUAAAACGACCCAUCAAACCGAACAUGAAAUAUGAACAUUUGGAAGAUUUCUGUCCAGGUCCCUUAGAUAAUUACAGGUCAAAAGCUUCUUUUAAUUGGAAAGAAAUGAAGUUGCUAUUCAUUGGUAGAGAUAUGAUUGAGUUUCAGAACAGAGUAUGGAAGACGUUAGAAGCCGAUCCACUUUUUCAUCAGGUACCCACAGCUGAAUUAACACGCCAGGAAGCUAGGAAACUUUGUUUUCAGAGAAUGAAACGCAUCAAGGAAUACAAAUUCUUUUCUGAUGAAGAAUUUAGAGAAAAUCCGUUAAUUGCUUUAAAUCUCUACAUAUGUGUAGGCAUGAUAGAUUGGUCACUUGCUUUAAAACUUCUGCUUGGUUUAGAGGUAGGGUUUGCCACUUAUCUCCCUUAUUUUUACUGUGUAUCCCUUUUCUUAAUUUAAUAUUCAUAGUAAAUUUUAGAUAAUU